UCCGAGGCGGCUGCUCCAGGUUGCAGGCUGGGACUGAGGGAUACCGCGAGCCCAGAGCACCCCACAAGCUGAGUGCAGGACGCGCCCCCACCACACCCACUCCACGGCCGCUGAAUGAGGCUUCCAGGCAUCCCCUCGCUGCCCGCAGCGCCCCGCCGGAGGUCCGCCCUCUGAGGCGCGGCCAGUGCGCCGGCAGCCCGUGCGUUCACCUGCCAGCCUGCGCGCCAUGGGGCAACCCGGGAACGGCACCGACUUUUUGCUGGCGCCCAACGGAAGCCAUGCGCCGGACCAAGGCAUUGCGCAGGAACGGGACGAGGCGUGGGUGGUGGGCAUGGCCAUCGUCAUGUCGCUCAUCGUCCUGGCUAUCGUGUUUGGAAACGUGCUGGUCAUCACAGCCAUUGCCAAGUUCGAGCGUCUGCAGACGGUCACCAACUACUUCAUCACCUCCCUGGCCUGUGCUGACCUGGUCAUGGGCCUGGCGGUGGUGCCCUUUGGGGCCAGCCACAUUCUCAUGAAAAUGUGGACUUUUGGCAAUUUCUGGUGCGAGUUUUGGACUUCCAUUGACGUGCUGUGCGUCACGGCCAGCAUUGAGACCCUGUGCGUGAUUGCAGUGGAUCGCUACUUUGCCAUCACGUCACCCUUCAAGUACCAGAGCCUGCUGACCAAGAAUAAGGCCCGGGUGGUCAUUUUGAUGGUGUGGAUCGUGUCAGGCCUUACCUCCUUCUUGCCCAUCCAGAUGCACUGGUACCGGGCCACUCACCAAGAAGCCAUCAAGUGCUAUGCCCAAGAGACCUGCUGUGACUUCUUCACGAACCAAGCUUAUGCCAUUGCCUCCUCCAUCGUUUCCUUCUACCUGCCCCUGGUGGUCAUGAUCUUUGUCUACUCCAGGGUCUUCCAGGUGGCCAAAAGACAACUCCAGAAGAUUGACAAAUCCGAGGGCCGCUUCCAUGCCCAAAACCUCAGCCAAGUGGAGCAGGAUGGGAGGAGCUGGCAUGGACAUCGCAGGUCCUCCAAGUUCUACUUGAAGGAACACAAAGCUCUCAAGACUUUAGGCAUCAUCAUGGGCACUUUCACCCUCUGCUGGCUGCCCUUUUUCAUCGUCAACAUUGUGCACGUGAUCCAGGAUAACCUCAUCCCUAAGGAAGUUUACAUCCUCCUGAACUGGGUGGGCUACGUCAACUCUGCCUUCAAUCCCCUUAUCUACUGCCGGAGCCCGGAUUUCAGGAUUGCCUUCCAGGAGCUUCUGUGCCUGCGCAGGUCUUCUCUGAAGGCCUAUGGGAAUGGCUACUCCAGCAAUAGCAAUGACAAGUCUGACUACACAGGGGAGCAGAGUGGCUGUCACCUGGGACAGGAGAAAGACAACAAACUGCUGUGUGAGGAUGCCUCGGGCAGGGAAGAUUUUGUGAACCGUCAAGGUACUGUGCAUAAUGAUAGUGUUGAUUCAGAAGGGAGGAAUUCUAGUACAAAUGACUCACUGCUCUGAUGUGGUUUUUCUACUUUUUAAGACCCCCCCCCCUAAAAAAAGACACUAAACAGACUAUUUAACUUGAGUGUAAUAAAUUUAGAAUAAAAUUGUAUAGAGAUGUGCAGGAGGAAGAACAUCCUUCUGCCCCUUUUUUAUUUUUUUAAGCUGUAAAAAAAGAGAAAAUGUAUUUGAGUGAUUGUUUCUUGUACAGUUCAGUUCCUCUUUGCAUGGAACUUGUAAGUUUCUGUCUGAAGGGCUUCAGUCCCAGAGGACCUGGGGCUGCUAUGUUUUGAUGACUUUCUGUGUAUCUACCUCAUUGGUCAAGUAUUAGGUGUAAUAUAUUGCUGCUGGUAAUUUGUAUCUGAAGGAGACCUUCCUUCUUGCACCCUUGGAAUGGAGGAUCCGGAGUGUCUUGGACCUUACAGCUGUGAACAUGGUCUCUCCCUGUUCCUCUUAUUUGCUAAAACAGGGUGUUGUAGGCAGAGAUUUGAGGGGGAACUUCAGUUGUUUUCCUGAGCAAAGUCUAAAGUUUACAGUAAAUAAAUUGUUUGACCAUGACUUCAUUGCACCUGUUUCUCCAAAACCCCUUGACUGGAGUAUGCUUGCUUCCCCCCCUGGAAACCACAGGUAACUAUUUGUAAUAACUGCCCGGUGACUUAAUGUGGACUGGCACAGAAAUGACAUGCCCCGAUUGUUUAACCCUUUCAUUUGCUUUGGAAUUUGUCGCCUACAACCCGUGCCUCUCCUGACACGAGGGCCCCGGGUCAGUUCUGCCCGCUCCCAGCCUAGCCCGUCUCGCCGGUCCUACGGUGAUUAUUCUGUGUUGUUACAUCAGAAACACUGACUCAUAGAAAUGGACUUAGGAGCAUCUCUUGUGUCCCUCCCUGCACCCCGGCCACCCACCUUCUAGUUUUACUUGCUGAAUGGCUGCUUACAUUUCUGUCUCUGCUGUGUCCUAUAGUGGGGAUCUUUGCGCUGCACCAGGGCUUGGCAUUUGAAGAAUAAGACAGAAGUUCUUAUAAAAAAAAAAAAAACUACCAAACUUCACCCUGUAAUUCCAAGGGAAACGGAAAGGACUUUGGAAGACGCUUAACUGAUGGAUACCCCAUGACCUAGAAACAGCGUUUAACUCCUCCUCCUUUUUUGCUUCUGUCCCUCUUCCCUCUCCCUUUGACUCUCCUCACUUUAAUAUAAACCAAGAUUUCUCCACCUGAGAUAAUUCUCUGUGGCGGGGUCUGUCCUAUACAUUGUCAGAUGUUCAGCACCAUCCUUGGCCUCUACUCAUGAGAUGGCAGUAGCACCCCCUGAGUUGUGACAACCAAAAGUGUCUCCAGACAUUGCCAAUACCCCUUGAAGGGUUAAAUCGCCCCUGGCUGACAACCACAGACGUAAGUCAGAAAGCCUAAACAAAUUUUGAGAUUCUGUCUGAGGUAAGCCCUUUAUUUUGUGCAGCCACAGGGGACAUCUCGCAGUUCCCCGGUGAGUGAUAGAGCCCAGGCCAGUGCCCUUUUCACUCUGUCUGCUGCCUUCCAAACUCCCUUUCCAGCGGCGCAGAUGCCACCGUGAAUUGUUGGGGAGGCUUUAUCAAUGGGAGCCAGACCUGAGAGCAGUUACUGCCGGUUUGUGGAGAGAUAAUGCUGUGAAGAAGGCACAUGAGGGAAAAUCACAAAAGUAAACACAUUUCUUCCCUCACCCCCUUUCUAUUUUGGCCUGUGUGUCUGAGCCAGAGCUUGGCGCAGGUCUGACCGGCUGGAUCGUCCUCCUUGG
Molecule: messenger RNA, 3232 nt
Organism: Pteronotus mesoamericanus
Lineage: Eukaryota; Metazoa; Chordata; Mammalia; Chiroptera; Mormoopidae
Gene: ADRB2
Product: adrenoceptor beta 2
Exons: 1
Coding region: 227-1483 (418 amino acids)
Biological process (GO): negative regulation of smooth muscle contraction; adenylate cyclase-activating adrenergic receptor signaling pathway; norepinephrine-epinephrine-mediated vasodilation involved in regulation of systemic arterial blood pressure
Cellular component (GO): plasma membrane
Molecular function (GO): norepinephrine binding; beta2-adrenergic receptor activity
Source: RefSeq, a predicted model, not a curated record